Cercocebus atys (sooty mangabey) is the source of this 5989-nucleotide messenger RNA. RefSeq names its product zinc finger protein 284 (gene ZNF284). The transcript is spliced from 5 exons. Lineage: Eukaryota; Metazoa; Chordata; Mammalia; Primates; Cercopithecidae. Gene Ontology annotation, biological process: regulation of DNA-templated transcription. Gene Ontology annotation, molecular function: RNA polymerase II cis-regulatory region sequence-specific DNA binding; DNA-binding transcription factor activity, RNA polymerase II-specific. The record is from RefSeq and is a predicted model, not a curated record. The coding region runs from base 1847 to 3625 and encodes 592 amino acids.
AAUAUAUAUACUUAGCACCUUUGUUGAAAAUGAGUUCACUGUAGGUGUAGAAAUUUAUUUCUGGAUUUUCUAGUUUACGCAGUGCUAAAAAGAAUGUACUGUACAUGAAGUGAUUUCUAGGAUAUGUUGUUACAUGACCAUAGAAGAGUUAGAAACAAGCUUUCUUUUAAGUAAUAAUGGAAAAUAAGAAAUCUACACACAUUGAUAUGGUUUGGCUGUGUCUCCACCCAAAUCUCAUCUUGAAUUAUAGCUCCUAUAAUUCCCACAUGUCAUGGAAGGGACCUAGUAGCAAGGACAGAUAGAAGAGUGACUUUGAAUAGAAUGGGAGGCAGGUUUGCCCUAAGCUAUUUCCAGCUUGAGGUUUCCUUAGUGAUUUUGGGGGCCCAAGAUAUUUUCCUUUCACAAUACUAAGCAGUUUAAUUUCUCUGGAAUGUGGCGUUUUCACGUCUAAAGAAUAUUAAUAUGAAAACUUUAAAGUGGGAAAAUAGGUUUUCCAGGAGGGCAAUUGGCCCUCCAUAUUGGCUCUUGACAGGGCAGGAGCAUUGCCAUCUUGGACAAUCACUGCCAUUUUAAAGUUCACCUUGAUCAAAAACUGCCUAAAUCCAAAGGGCAUCAGCCUAAUGGCUAAGGUAGGCAUGACCAUAAACCAUAAAUGACAUCUCCAACAAGAAACAUUCCAACCAUAAGAUAAACCCCUCCCUGACCAGAGACAUGCCAGCCCUGAGAUAACCUCCCUUCCACUGGAGAGAUGUCAGUCCCAAGAUAACCUCCCCUCCAACCAGAGAUAUUCCAACCCCACAACAGACUUCUCCCCAACACAGAAACAUUCUAAGCCUGUGAUAAGCUCUCUCAUCCUAAAGUCAAUACUCUUAGUCUGUAAGAGACUGUGCUCCUGACGGCAAUCGGCCAGAAGCCCCUCUCAGGUUUAUUCUCCAAAACGAGCCUGUCUUUGACUGUUGAGCCGCUUUUCGUGUUUCUUUUCUCUUUCUUUAAUUCUUACAGCCCUCAUAAACACUUAAACUGUGGUUGUUUUUCUUGCCAAAGCAGUGGUACAACAGUGUCUGGAGCAGGGGCUGGUGCCCCAGGAAUUGCCUGUCCCAAACCAUUUUUUCCUGGCCCAUUAUUUAAGCUCUUAGAUUUAGCUCAUACUGUUAGCGUCUAGUAUAUUAGCCUUUCAGCCAUCUCCUGACCGCUAACUCCUUGAAGAUUGUAUCUCCUUGCUUGAAGAUUGUAUCUCCUUGCUUUGUUCUCUUUCAGUAACACUCCUGUCAUCAUGGCAGGCGUGUAGACUUCAGGAAUUCCUGUCUAUUCAGUAUUUUCUCUCGUGGACGCAGGGAAAGGGAAGGACCACUCUCAGGGUCACAGUCCAUAUUCCUCACCAGGCGCUCGGGUAUAUGGAAUUCAUUCCUCGUGGGCAUUGCGGGAAGUCUAGUCAAAGAGCACCGCGGAGUUCCAGGUUUCCCGCUGGAGGGUGAUACUAUCGAACGUCUCCUUUGGCAUUCAAGGAAGUGUAGCGCCGGCGAUCCGUCGAAUGACGGGCAAGUUGGCGCAGGGCGGCGUAUCCGGGGAAUUCUGGGAAAUGUAGUCCACACGCUGCGCCGGGUAGGGGGCACUUCCGCUCCCGGGGGGUGAGGUUGCAGCCGUGCAUUUCGGUGGUAGUUUUGUGUCAGUUGUGUGUCUUGUCGGUCCUUCUCAACAUGUCCCCUUACGAUGCGGGCUCGCAACCACCUGGAAGUUGACUAAGAGGAGAAGGAGCCUCGUUGGAAAACGGAGGUUUGAAGGCACAAUUCUGUCUUCCCUUGAACUGCAUAACUGAGAACUCUGCAAAUUCCCCAGAGGAGGAAAAAUGACCAUGUUCAAGGAGGCAGUAACCUUUAAGGAUGUAGCUGUGGUGUUCACUGAGGAGGAGCUGGGGCUGCUGGACCCUGCCCAGAAGAAACUGUACCGAGAUGUGAUGCUGGAGAACUUCAGGAACCUGCUCUCAGUGGGGCAUCAACUUUCCUACCAAGAUACUUUUCACUUCCAAAGAGAAGAAAAGCUCUGGAUCAUGGAGACAGCAACUCAAAAAGAAGGGAAUUCAGGAGGCAAGAUCCAAACUGAGUUGGAGUCUGUGCCAGAAACAGGACCACAUGAAGAGUGGUCUUGCCAGCAAGUCUGGGAACAAACUGCAAGUGAGUUAACUAGGCCUCAAGACUCCAUGAUAAGUAGCUCUCAGUUCUCCACACAAGGUGACGUCCCCUCCCAGGUUGACGCAGGACUAUCUAUAAUUCACAUAGGACAGACACCUUCUGAGGAUGGGAAGUGUAAAAAAUUCUUCAGUGAUGUCACCAUCCUUGAUCUUCAUCAACAAUUACACUCAGGAAAGAUGUCCCAUACAUGUAAUGAGUACAGGAAGAGCUUCUGUUACAGCUCAGCUCUUCAUCAGAAAGUUCACAUGGGAAAGAAACUCUAUAAGUGUGAUGUGUGUAGUAAGGAAUUUAGUCAGAACUCACAACUGCAAACUCAUCAGAGAAUCCACACUGGAGAGAAACCAUUCAAAUGUGAGCAGUGUGGGAAAAGUUUCAGCCGUAGAUCAGGAAUGUAUGUUCAUUGCAAAUCACACACAGGAGAAAAACCUCAUAUUUGUGAGGAAUGUGGGAAGGCCUUCAUUCACAAUUCCCAGCUUCGGGAACAUCAAAGAAUCCAUACUGGGGAGAAGCCAUUCAAAUGUUAUAUAUGUGGUAAGAGCUUCCAUAGUAGAUCAAAUCUUAAUAGGCAUUCCAUGGUCCACAUGCAAGAGAAAUCAUUCAGAUGUGAUACCUGCAGUAAUAGCUUUGGUCAGAGAUCAGCACUUAAUGGUCAUUGCAGGGACCACACAGGAGAGAAGCUAUACAAAUGUGAAGAAUGUGGAAGGAGCUUCACUUGUAGGCAAGAUCUCUGUAAGCAUCAGAUGGACCAUACAGGAGACAAACCAUAUAACUGUAACAUAUGUGGGAAGAGCUUCAGGUGGUCCUCACGUCUUUCGAGACAUCAGCGGAUCCACAGUGGAGAAGCAACAUUCAAGUGCGAUGGAUGUGGGAAGAGAUUUCAUAUGAAUUCACGGGGCCAUUCUCAUCAGACAGCCCACAGAGGAGAAAAACUGUAUAAAUGUCAGAAGUGUGGGAAGGGCUACAUUAGUAAGUUUAAUCUUGACUCGCACCAGAGGGUCCACACGGGAGAGAGACCUUAUAAUUGUAAGGAAUGUGGAAAGAGCUUCAGGUGGGCCUCAGGUAUUUUGAGACAUAAGAGACUCCAUACUGGAGAAAAACCAUUCAAAUGUGAAGAGUGUGGGAAGAGGUUUACUGAGAAUUCAAAACUUCGUUUCCAUCAAAGAAUUCACACUGGAGAAAAGCCUUACAAAUGUGAGGAGUGUGGAAAGGGCUUCAGAUGGGCCUCAACUCAUCUAACCCAUCAGAGACUCCACAGUAGAGAAAAAGUACUUCAAUGUGAGGACUGUGGGAAGAGCAUUGUGCACAGUUCAUGCCUUCAAGACCAACAAAGAGACCACAGUGGAGAAAAAACAUCUAAAUGUGAGGACUGUGGGAAGCGCUACAAGAGGCGCUUGAAUCUCGAUAUGAUUUUAUCAUUAUUUUUAAAUGACAUAUAAUUAUUGUCCAUAUUUAUGGGUUACAGCAUGAUAUUUCAAUACAUGUAUACAAUGUGUAAUGAUCAAAUCAGUGUCAUUAGCAUAUCCAUCACCUCAUUUAUCAUUUGUGUUGAUCAUUUAUCAUUUCUUUGUGUUUUGAACCUUCAAAAACUGUUCUAGUUAUUUGAAAAUAAAUUAUUAUUAAUUAUAGUCACCUUUAGUGCUGUGGAACACUAGAACUUGUUCCUUUCAUCUUACUGUACUUUUGUAUCUGUUAACCAAUCUUUCAUCAUCCACCCCCCCUCCUACUUUUCCCUUCUAGUAAUUGCUAUGCCACACUGCUUCUCCUUUUUUAUUUUUAUUUUUAUUUUUUUUUUGAGAACAGAGUCUUGCUCUGUUGCCCCGGCUUGAAUGUAGUGGCAUGAUCCUGGCUCACUGCAGCCUCCACCUCCUGGGUUGAAGUGAUUCUCCUGCCUAAACCUCCUGAGUAGCUGGGAUUACAGGCAUGCACCACCAUGCCCAGCUAAUUUUGGUACUUUUUUUUUUUUUUGAGAUGGAGUAUCACUCCGUCGCCCAGUCUGGAGUCUAAUGGCAUGAUCUCGGCUCACUGCAACCUCUGCCUCCCAUGUUCAAAUGAUUCUCCCUGCCUUGGCCUCCCGAGUAGCUGGGACUACAGGUGGCCACCACCACAAUCGGUUAAUUUUUGUAUUUUUAGUAGGGAAUGAGUUUUUGCCAUAUUGGCCAAGCUGGUCUCGAACUCCUGACUUCAGGUGAUCCCCCCACCUCAGCCUCCCAAAGUGCUGGGAUUACAGGCGUCAGCCACCAUGCCCAGCCUAAUUUUUGUAUUUUUAGUAGAGACUGGGUUUCACCAUGUUGGCCAGGCUAGUCUUGAACUCCCAACCUCAAAUGGUCUACCUGCCUUGGCCUCCCAAAGUGCUGGGAUUACAGGCAUGAGCCACCAUGCCUGGCCAAUGCUAUGCUGCUUCUGUGAUUUUUGAGAAUAGUCUUGCUCUGUUGCCCAGACUUCCACAUAUGUGUGAUAACCUGUAGUAUUUGUCUAUCUGGGCCUGAAUUUACAUCACUCAGCUUCAUGUUCUCCAAAGCUUAUCUUUACCUUGCCAUAAAUGACAGCAUUUUAUUAUUUUUUAUGGUUAAAUAGUGUACCUUUGUGUAUGUAUGCCACAUUUUCUUUACCAUUUUCUGUUGAUGAAUAUUUAGAAUUGUUCCAUACGUUAGCUAUUGCAAAUAGUACUAUAAUAAAUAUAGGAGUACAGAUAGGAGUUCAACACACGAAUUUCCUUUCCUUUGGAUAUACAGCUAAUAGUGGGAUUGCUGGAUCACUUGAAUCUUAAUAUGCAUAAGAGGAUCUACACUGGAGGAACACCAUGGAUGUGUGGAGAGUGUGGUACAUACUUCAGUCAGGGCUCACAUCUUCAAAUUCAGUGCCUAUUCUGUAGAGGAACCUUAAAUAAUAUGAUGUAUGUGACAGCAAAGAGUUAUAAGGUAUGAAUAUGUUAAUUUUAGUAGAUACUUCCAAAAACUAUUUCAAACUGGUUGUACCUCUAUAAACUCUGACCAUUAUUAGGCAAGACUUGGCUUUUUUUUUUUUUCUUUUGAGACAGUCUUGCUCUGUCACCCAGACUAGCAUGCAGUGGAAUGAUCAGGGCUCCCUGCAGCAUUGACCUCCCAGGCUCAAGAAAUGCUUCUGCCUCAGCCCCUCAAAAGCUGGGACUAUAGGCAUGCAACAACACGCCCGGCUAAAUUUUUGUUGUAGAGAUGGGGUCUCACUAUGUUGCCCAAAUUAGUCUCAAACUCCUGGGCUCAAGUGACUCUCCCUCCUCAGCCUCCCAAAGUGCUGGGAUUACAGGCAUAAGCCACUGCGCCCAGCAUUUUGUUUUGUUUUGUUUUGUUUUGUUUUUGAGAUGAGGUCUCUCUGUGUUGCCCAGGCUGGAUUGUUUAUUCACAGAUGCAUUUACAGUGCCCUGUAGCCUCGAACUCCUGGGACUAAGUGAUCCUCUUGCUUUAACCCCCUGAGAAGCUGGGACUAUAGGCAUGGACCACCACCCCUGACUGAUCUUCUUUAGUUUCUGUCAACAAAAUAGUACAUUGUUUCCACUAACUUGGGAAGGCUAGUAUUUUUGGGGGGAAUAUCACUAAACAAGAAAGAAAAUCUGAUGAAUUGGACAGCAUAAAAAUAUUGGCAUAAAGAUGAAUAUAACAUAAGCAGGAAUAUUUAAAGCACUUACUUUUUAUAGUGUCUCCCCUGUAAUGUCUCUGGUUAAAUGAAAGGCUUUCAGCUGUGAAGACAACCGUAACCAUACUCAUUACCUGUAAAAGAUGUAGCAUUGUCAUGGACUCCUUAAUAAACAUGAAGACUUUAAUCCA